This is a messenger RNA of Humulus lupulus (European hop), 1668 nucleotides long. Its product is annotated as ultraviolet-B receptor UVR8. NCBI's taxonomy places the organism in Eukaryota, Viridiplantae, Streptophyta, Magnoliopsida, Rosales, Cannabaceae. The transcript has 11 exons. The coding region runs from base 304 to 1491 and encodes 395 amino acids. The record is from RefSeq and is a predicted model, not a curated record.
AGAAGUAUGGAAGGCAAGAUAUUGAAUUUUAACAAUAACAAUAUCGCACAGCAAUUCUCUUUUAGGUUUGGUCUUGUUGCUUCCGUCCGGGUGCUUUGCCCACUAGAUGGCUGACGCAUCGCCGCAUCGGGUUCGCUGUGUCCGCAUUUGAGUACUACUGUACUGCUACUGCUACUGCUGCUCCUACACUUCUACUUGUUUAUUAUUAUUGUUUGGGUUGGGCCGCUCUUCUCAAUUCUCAUUCUCACUCUCACCUCCUCCUCCUCUUCUCUGCAACUACUCACACCUCGGUCUCAACCUCUCAUGGCUUCCAAUACCGCCAUUAUUGCUUGGGGCUCAGGAGAAGAUGGGCAAUUAGGAUUGGGAAGUAAUGAAGAUAAGGAGUGGGUUUCCGUUGUUAAAGCUCUGGAGUCUCAAAAAGUUCGCUCUGUAGUUGCCGGUAGCCGAAAUUCCCUCGCCAUUUGCGAAGAUGGCAAGUUGUUUACAUGGGGCUGGAAUCAAAGAGGAACGCUUGGGCACCCUCCUGAAACUAAAACUGAAAAUAUCCCAAGCCAGGUUAAAGCUCUGGCUAAUGUCAAGAUUGUCGAGGCUGCUAUUGGUGGGUGGCAUUGUUUGGCUGUUGAUGAUCAAGGCCAGGCUUAUGCUUGGGGUGGAAAUGAGUAUGGUCAGUGUGGUGAAGAACCUGAGAGAAAGGACGACACUGGUAGACCUCUGAGAAGGGAUAUAGUGAUUCCUCAGCGGUGUGCGCCAAAGCUUGUAGUCCGCCAGGUAGCUGCUGGAGGUACUCAUUCUGUGGUACUUACACUGGAGGGGCAAGUAUGGACAUGGGGUCAACCAUGGCCUCCUGGUGAUAUAAAGCAGAUUUCUAUUCCAGUCCGAGUCCAAGGUCUUGAAGCCGUCAGAUUGAUUGCAGUUGGGGCAUUUCAUAAUUUGGCUCUCCAAGAGGAUGGUACUUUAUGGGCAUGGGGUAAUAAUGAAUAUGGACAACUGGGAACUGGAGAUACCCAACCCAGAUCACAACCAAUUCCUGUUCAAGGGCUUUCUGGUCUUACUCUGGUUGAUAUAGCUGCUGGAGGAUGGCAUUCUACUGCACUUACAGAUGAAGGAGAGGUGUAUGGUUGGGGACGAGGGGAACAUGGAAGACUUGGAUUUGGAGAUGAUGACAAAAGCAGUAAAAUGGUGCCCCAGAAGGUGAAUCUUUUAGCUGGGGAGGAUAUUGUUCAGGUAUCUUGCGGAGGCACUCACUCAGUUGCAUUAACCCGUGACGGUCGCAUAUUUUCGUUUGGUCGGGGAGACCAUGGACGGCUUGGAUAUGGGAGGAAGGUGACGACCGGACAACCAAUGGAGGUUCCCAUAAACCUAUCUCCUCCUACAGAGAAUACAACCGAUGAUGAAGGUGAGGAACGUUGGAUAGCUAAGCUUGUUGCUUCCGGAGGUCGCCAUACUAUGGCCAUUGUGCAAUGGCAGACUCAUGAUGAGUCAAAGCAGUGAUCAAAUCAAAUCAAAUCCUUUUCUUUUGUGGAGAACUUUGUUCAACUUAAGUACUAAUAACCGCAGUAAAUGUUGGUUUUUCAGAAGACCAUACCAUAACUCGAAUGAACAACUUUUCCACUUCAAUAUAGAAAAGACAAGCAAUAAUAAUAAUAAUAAUAAUAUUCUUGGGACUUU